CUUCAAGAACCUUUGCGAUCUGAUCUGAUCUGAUCUCUCUUCUUCUUCUUCUUCUUCUUCAUUUCGUUCUUCAGUCGAUUUACCCUAAACCGGUGAAGACCUUAGUUCGUGACUGGAAGGCGCGACUCGAGAUCUUGCAGGCGUGAGAUAGAUUUGGUUGGAUUUUAACAUCAGCCGAUCGAAGGUAUACAAAUCUCUACCUUGUCAAAUCGAAUCGAAUCUCAAACAGAAAUCUAGGUCGGUUUGGUUACUCAACCCUAAAUGGAGGACAUUCGACUGUUCUUCUAGUGUUCGAGUAAGUACCUCAGUUUUUUAGAUAAUCGGCAGGAUACUCAAUUAUGGCUUUUCCGUCAUCCUCACCGGCGGCGGCGAAAGGUGUGGUGGUUACGGUGCCGGCUCUAGUGAUUUCGGCGGCUGUGGCUGCCGUAUUCCUAUUUUUCCUACUUUCAUCUAGCUCCUCGCCUCUUCCAUCUUGCUCUUGUCCCUCUUCCACAACUUAUACUACAACCACGACUAAUGGUAUCGAGAAGCAGCAGAUCUCUCCGACGGCGGAGGAUAUAAGAUGGGUGAAGGAACAGAUCGUGGCGAAUGGGCUUCAUAUGAAGGACAAUGUGCUCCGCAAAGGCAUAAACCCUCGAACCCGUGUGCAGCAACUCCAAGAUCUCAAUCAGUUCAAAGGUAUAUCCCACUAUGAAGGAGACCAAUUUGAGAACCACACAGCUCUUCCUUGUCCUGGAGAGCUUCUUGUGGAAGAGCAUCAUAGUAACUAUGGUGAGCCAUGGGCAGGUGGACGUGAUGUUUUUGAAUUCCUAGCUGAUUCAGUCCAUCUAAAUUCGAAUUCUCGAGUCCUUGAGAUUGGAUGUGGCACACUUCGUGUAGGGGUGCAUUUUAUCAGCUACCUAGAACAGCAACACUUCCAUUGUUUAGAGCGUGAUGAACUUUCGCUAAUGGCUGCAUUUAGGUAUGAACUUCCUUCCCAUGGUUUACUGAACAAACGGCCCUUGAUUGUGAAAGGGGAGGACAUGGAUUUCAGUAAAUUUGGGGUUGGAACAACAUACGAUUUGAUUUAUGCAAGUGCUGUUUUUCUUCAUAUUCCUGAUAAGCUUGUUUGGGUUGGAUUGGAGAGGUUAGCGGAUAUGCUUAAACCUAACGAUGGUAGAAUAUUUGUGUCGCAUAACAUAAAGUUCUGUUCUAGAUUGGGUGGAGAUGAGUGUACUAAGAAACUAAAUGUUAUCGGGCUCGAAUAUGUUGGGAAGCAUACACACGAUAGCUUGCUUUUCAAUCACUUUGAGAUUUGGUUCGAGUUUAGGUCGAUCAGGAGGAGAAGGAGAUCAAAGGUGUAGUGUUUCUUCUGAUAAAUUUUGCAACUUACAUAAUUAGAAAUGGUGCAAAAGGCUAGAUGGAUGUUCCUCUUCUUUCAAUUUAUUAUGCUUGAUACUCUAUGUAAACUACUUAUGUCCAUCUCAUCCAUAACAUGUUCGGAAGGACAUUCACUAUUUUUUUCUUUGUAAAUUCCAAGAGAAUUAUGGAUUAAUGAAAAUGGUUUCAUCCUUU
Messenger RNA from Impatiens glandulifera, 1554 nucleotides. RefSeq lists its product as uncharacterized. NCBI's taxonomy places the organism in Eukaryota, Viridiplantae, Streptophyta, Magnoliopsida, Ericales, Balsaminaceae. The transcript has 3 exons. The coding region runs from base 339 to 1343 and encodes 334 amino acids. The record is from RefSeq and is a predicted model, not a curated record.